Molecule: messenger RNA, 1173 nt
Organism: Dovyalis caffra
Lineage: Eukaryota; Viridiplantae; Streptophyta; Magnoliopsida; Malpighiales; Salicaceae
Source: the annotation of a GenBank genome assembly
AUGGCAAUGGAGAUGGCCAUAAGAUCUUCAGUUACAGCAAGACUCUCUCCUCCUUCAACUUCUUCAACAGCCAAACCUUCUUUCUUUAAACCUCAUCAGUGGAGACCCAUCUCUGUAUCACUGCCAACCUCAACAUUAACCAUCUCUCUUUUGGCUCUCUUUACACCUCCCAAUGAAGCCAAAGCUCUCACUAUUUCCAAGGACCAGGUUGUCUCUACACUCACUGAUGUGGAGAAUGCAAUUGAUCGGGUUGUGGACUUUGGUUCAAGUGUGUUGGACAGUGCACAGAGAGUUUUCGAAGGUGUCAGUAAUACCCUGAAGCCUGGCAUAGAUGUUGCAUUACCAAUUGCAAAGCAAGCUGGAGAACAGGCAAUUAAGAUUGCUUCUCCUGCAAUUUCUGAGGCCUCAAAGAAAGCCCUAGAAGCUAUUCAAAGUACUGCUAUUGACAUAGAGCCAGUUCUUGGUGUUGCCAAGACAGUAGUAAGUGCUGCUCAACAGAUAACUAAGGUAAUUGAAGAGGUGAAGCCCGUGGCUUCAUCGACUGUUGAAACCAUUACAUCGGCAGACCCUGUUGUGAUUGUAGGAACUGGUGGAGCAGUUUUUCUAGUAUACCUCCUCUUUCCACCCGUAUGGUCUGCUAUCUCAUUCAACCUGCGUGGUUACAAAGGUGAGCUUACUCCAGCCCAAACCCUUGAUCUGAUGUCGACCAAAAAGUACAUUAUGAUCGACAUUAGAUCAGAGAAAGACAAGAACAAGGCUGGCAUCCCACGCCUUCCCUCCAGUGCUAAGAACCAGAUGGUUGCAAUUCCUUUGGAGGAACUGCCAAGCAAAUUGAAAGGCCUCGUCAGAAAUGUCAAGAAAGUAGAAGCUGAAAUAGCAGCUUUAAAGAUUUCAUAUCUGAAGAAAAUUAACAAAGGCUCCAACAUUGUCAUCAUGGACUCGUACUCAGAUUCAGCAAAGAUAGUUGCCAGAGUGCUAACAAGUUUGGGUUUCAAGAACUGCUGGACUGUUUCUGGUGGGUUUUCUGGAGGCAGAGGAUGGUUACAAAGUCGGUUAGGAGUGGAUUCAUAUAAUAUAUCUUUUGCUGAGGUUUUCAGACCAUCGCGAAUAAUCCCGGUAGCAGCCGGACGUUUUGGUACAACCAGCUCAAAGUUGCUUCCUGGCGGCGAUUAA